Liolophura sinensis is the source of this 4773-nucleotide messenger RNA. RefSeq lists its product as uncharacterized. Gene Ontology annotation, biological process: Rho protein signal transduction. Gene Ontology annotation, molecular function: guanyl-nucleotide exchange factor activity. The record is from RefSeq and is a predicted model, not a curated record. Bases 86 to 3136 code for a protein of 1016 amino acids. The transcript has 20 exons. Lineage: Eukaryota; Metazoa; Mollusca; Polyplacophora; Chitonida; Chitonidae.
CCACACGGCAUACACGCCACAUAGCAGCACUCUGUGGCCGUCCCUUAUCGUCUAUUCAUAACCUGGAUAUUUUGAGGGAAGCCAUAUGGAGAAUGCCACCGUCUUUGGAAUAGUUGGCACUGAACACAAAAUGGGCUUCCACAGAAACAGUGACGAGUCUAGCCUGUCAAGAUCCCGAGUGGUGAGAAGGCAGAGGCGAUUAGCUGUUGUCGAGCAGCCAUCCUUGGAUAACUGUGAUGGCCUAAAGAGACCCGAGCAUCAAAUCUCAAGACGAAAAUUAAGUCAUGCAACAGUCCAUCAGGAACGGUUGACAGCUGAAACAAAGAGACGUCACUACUCAACGUCUUUUAUUCCUGGUACAGUGUCUUCCGUCAAUAACAGCUUUCCAGCGUCACCUGCACUGUCUGAUGUGACUAGUGGUUGCAACGGUGUAUCAUACACGGAAAGUAAAACAACAGAAACUUGUCGUUUUCCAAAGGAUCAUAAUUCAAAUUCAUCGCGUACUGUAACAUCUUGUCCCGAUGGUGACAAUUAUAAGAAAUUUGACAUCGUUGGUGAAAGUUUUGAAGCUCGUUUCCCCUGGCAACGUGAUGUGUCUGUACAAUGUUCUUUGAAAGUUCAUUGUGUCAGACGGCGUUGUUGUAAAUUUAGAUUUGCAAAAGAGGAAAGUGAUAGUGAUAUUGACUCUUGCUUGUCAUCAGACGAUGAUGGAAAAAGCGAAACCCGGAUUCGAUCCUCCGAACUCGUUCCCACAGAAAAGAGGCUCUCGUUAGCACACAGAAGGCCAUAUACCAAACUUUUAUCACACCCACCUUUCCAAAAAGUGCGUCAUAAGUUCUCAGACUCUUCUCUUUACCGGCGCCCCGUUAAAAUCACCGUUCCCAAGAAGCUCUCUCUGCAGGACCGGCCCAGUAUGAACCUUGAAGAUGUUCAAGGUAGCGGGCGAACAAGACCACCAGAUUCUCUGGUUCAAAACGGUGCCUUAUCGGAGGACGAGUACAAAGAUGAAUCCCUAUCCACGGUUAUUAGCGAUUUCUGGAAGCUUCGCCGGGGGUCGCAGGACGACGUGCUGCCGUCUCCGCGGAUCUCUCCAGAGCCUUGGGGCGCAGUACCUGAGCUGGUGGUUACGUGGGAGACCGACCACAAGGGAGAAAAUCACGAGUCCGCUCAAGGCGACAGACAUCUUCAUAAAGAAACCAAUUUACUGCAUGUCCCAAAACGGGCCGUGCGUAGGCCAAGCCUUGGAAGUCUUACCAGCGGGUCAGAGGAGAGUGAUUGCGAGCCGUCACCACCGGUGGCCAGACGAGGAAGACGAGCCGCCAUAUUUGACUCAAAGAACUUCGGAGAUGUCUCGCCCACAAGCCUCUCGCCUGACGUGUCACCCAGCAACUCCUGUGACGAGGGAGAUAGCUCAGGGAACCCAGCCGAGCGAUUUCGUCGACGUCGCAGCUCUGUGGACCUGACGAUGAGUAUUUAUCCUGGAGAUCUUCUGGUGCAAGAACACCACAAGAAACUUCUCCUGAAAAGGAACACUAUAGCUGACUUUGCCGCAGUUAGACAUGGGUCUACUGUCAGUGUUCACGAAGAUUCCAAGAAGCCCAGACAGACUUUUUCCCUCUUAAAACUGAUGAAAACCAAAAGCAAAGAAUCACUCACCCAUCUGGAGGAUAUUUUAGCUCACAUGAAGGUGUCUGAAUUUAAGGAUAACCACUUAGCUGCAUACAAAACCACCCAUUGGUCAGAUUUGAUCGCCAGUACAGAUAAGGAACAAGAGCCGAUAUGUUUGCAUGAGAGUGAACAGAAACGCCGCGAGGCCGUGUGGGAACUCUUUCGUAGUGAAUGCGUGUUUUUGAUUGAUCACCUCAUGGUGUUGAAGCAUUGUUUCAUGGAACCGCUAAAGAAAGUACAAGUUGAAGGGUUUCUCAUGUACGCAGAGCCGCGUGAUAUCUUUGGCAACCUCGAUGAACUUUGCUAUGUGAGCUACACUUUUUGCAAGGAUUUUAUUUCUGCAUUGCUGAAAGAUAUGAGCAUCACAGAUUUUGGACGAACAAAGGUUUUAAUAAAAGCCUUUCAAAGGUUUUCGGCACUGUCACGUGACGGAGGAGUGUACCAUACGUACUGUCUGAACUACAUGGCGGCACUGAACUACCUUGAGCAGUUGCGAAAAAGUGAUGAAUUCGCGGAGUUUGAAAAGUUCUGUGAACAAGACUCCCGCUGCAAUCGUCUCCAGCUCACAGACCUAUUAGUGGCACCAAUGCAGCACUGCACUAAGCUUCCCCUUCUCCUUGCCAACAUCCGAAAGUACACCCCAAACUACGAGGAAAGAACGCAGCUUACCGAGUCAAUUGAGAAGGUUGAGAACUCACUUAAGAAACUUGAAGACAAGAUGAAAUGGCUGAAAAAUUAUGAACGAGUUCAAGAAAUCCAACAGCAGCUUGUCUGGCCUCCGGUUACCGACCUUGACCCAAAGACCUAUAUACCGGAGUUUCUCCGGUCCACCCUUCUACGUCAGCCUUGUGAGCGCCUACUGGCGAGCCCCAAGAGACAGCUGAUCUUCGAAGGGCCGCUUGCUCUAGUAGAAUCAGCUAAAAACGUCGAGAUGCACCUGUUUCUAUUUGACGACAUUUUACUACUAACGAAACUGAAGAAACCAGCAAGAAAGAAAACGUCUGUGUACGAGAUGACUCAAAGACCGUCGCUGGCGAGUCCCAUGGACCUUGGCUCCUACAUCGUCUAUCGGCAACCUGUUCCUCUGGAUCGCUUCAGCGUCCAUGACGUUUCUCAACCCGAAGGCGCCGCCCCCGGUUUGAAGCAAGCUUUUGUGUUGGUGCAUAUCAGUCGCUACCAGCAAAUUAUAGGUGUAUAUACACUUCAAGCCUGUACUGAUGCCUCAAAGAUGGCUUGGAUUAAUCAGCUACGGGAAGCACAGGAUAACUACAACGAAGGUGUGCCAAUGGCAAGGAAAGGCCACGGAGAAUCCCCGGAGGCACCUCGCAAACACACGAAUAACAACACCAGCAGCAGUAACAGAAACACCCCGGAAAAGACAGUUAGUUCGCCACGCGGACGCAUGCGCUUGAGAACACUGAAGCAAGCACACAACAAAUCGCGUUCUGUGGACGCUGUGACUGUGUGAUUAAAUACAAAACUCUGUCCCUGUGAUUUUUAUGUUCACAAUGACGUUUUUGUUCACAAUGACACCGUGGAACAAGGGCUUUACAAUCUUCGGCACGGUGACUUUAUUCAGUUCAUCUGCUUCCAUCUCCAGUGUCUGAGACGCAAGAGAAGUGGCACACCGUGUUCCGGUCAUCCUAUCAACACGCCACCGUGUCGUAAGUUCUUGACAAGUUUAAUUGUGUACGCAUUCAUGCCCAAAAGGCCAUGUGUAUCAACACAGUGCAUUUGGGAACGUUGCUGACACCAACGUAAAGCCAUAUUCAAAACGGAUUAAAUAAUGUGCAAUGAACAAAGGGCCAUAGACUCUUCCACUUCCAAUGUUGAACUGUUGAAAUACACAUGUAAGCUGAUUCCUUGUGCUAAACUACAAAAUUAGAUGUAUAAACGACGUGUCUUGAAAACAAUGGCCUCUCACCUCUCACUUCAUCAUAGAUCCCGCUUAUCACCUCUACAUUUGCCUUACGCCAUCAUCGCUGUCGAUACGGAGCGGUGCACUAAGUGAAGUUUUCUACACCCAUAAGGCGCUCUUGGUACGUCAUUUGUCAGCUGGAAUGUUCUUGCUAGCAGUUUUACAAUUUUCCACCAUUUUCCAUCCUCUUACACCGUUGUGCAUUCCUUUACCAAUACUGAUACCGUCCUGCUAGAGACAAUUCAUUCAGGCUGCUAGAGCAAUCAUGCACGCUGCAUAAAAGUAUGUGAUUCUAGAAUUACCUGCGUCCUUCCUUUUUCUACAGUUUAUUACUAAAGAACAAAUCAUAGAAAUCAUAUCUGUUUCCCAGUGCAUAUCUGUACAGGCAGUUGCGUGAGUUUUGUUUGCAUAGCCAUGUAUGAUAAAAAUGUUUUCUUGAUGAGUUUAGACUAAGUUUUACAUUGGACCAGGAAAAUUUGGUCAGCGUUAUUUCAAUAUGUUGUGUACAUUUAUUGAAGCAUAAAAAUACUUUAGUCUUCGGAAAAUUUUGUUUAAUUCCACCUGCGGGAAAGUGUGCAUUUUUGUGAAUAUAUUGCCUGUGCUGUUUUCACUUCUGUUGUGUUAUAAAUGGACCUGAAAGCUGCUGUCAGCCAUUUGUGUCCAUGCGACGAAGAUCAAAGAGGAGACGUAUCUAUAUAUUGUAUCUUUAGAAGUUAUCAAGCACGAAUAAGAACAAUGUCAUGUGACUGGUUGGCGUUCAUCAAUUGCUUUGGUGAUGUUUGUUAGGAUGGCCAUUUCUCUUCAGCAUUAUUACUGUGUCUUGUAUGUUAGGAUGUCCACUGGCUCUUCAACACAUUUGUUGUGUCUUAUAAGCUAACCGAGACAGCUGGCAAAACUACCCACAGAUUACAUCAUAUAGCACAGAUAACACUUAAUACUGUUAUUCACUCAACUGUUAUUUGCAUAUUUUUGUCGAAGAGAGAGACAGUAUUUUUCUAACCAUAUCUUCUACGAUAUCUCCUGUAUGUGAUUUAAGACUAUUACCAUACCAAAUUCAGGUAUAUUUCAACUGGCUGUGCGAUUUUCACCGUUUCCCCUUUUAAAGGCAAUAUUAUCUAGUCUGUUAACCGCAUAUACACUACUGUCCCUUCUUGACUCUUGUACAUGUAUAUAGAACAAUAAAUGCU